This is a messenger RNA of Galleria mellonella (greater wax moth), 5164 nucleotides long. It is a transcript of the gene Dp1, whose product is annotated as vigilin. Gene Ontology annotation, molecular function: mRNA binding. The record is from RefSeq and is a predicted model, not a curated record. The transcript has 17 exons. Lineage: Eukaryota; Metazoa; Arthropoda; Insecta; Lepidoptera; Pyralidae. Bases 190 to 3987 code for a protein of 1265 amino acids. Gene Ontology annotation, cellular component: cytoplasm; nucleus.
AUUAUUAGUAAGCUCUGGCUAUUCCAUAAUUUUUUUUAUCUGUAUGUCACUGUCUUUCUCCUCGCGGCCGCAUUGGGAGAAGGAAUCACUGAUCCUGGCGUCGAAAGGAUAAACUUUCAGAUUGAUUUGCUACAGUACUUACGUACUGUAACGACUUGGCGCGGACAAGGACUGCUGGAGGAGGCAAAAAUGAUGCAUCAGCAAUCCAUGAUGGUUGGAGAUAUGUUACCCGUUCAUUCUGAGAUACCUGUGCACGCGGAGGAGAUUAAUAAUGUUGGAUAUGAGAAUAGUGGAGCCGGGUACGCCUAUGAUGACCUGUUCCCUGCUCUGCCUCAUUCUCAGCCCCCCGUGCAGCGCAACAUUCAGCUGGUCACUAAUAAACUACGCGUUGGCUCCUCGCUCCAUACGCAGGUAUUUCAUGUGCCAUAUGAAGAAAGGAAAUUGGACAAUGCUAACACCUUUGGCGAAGGCGAGUCUUUAAGGACUUGCCAAGCUAUAACCAAGGACACUGGGGCCCAUAUCGAAAUAUCUACAAGCAAGGAUGGCAGUCUUACUUUUCUCAUUACUGGAAAGCAUAGUGCUGUCCUUGAAGCAAGGCGUCAAAUUUUGACUCACUUCCAGCAACAGGCUAGCAAACAAAUUUCGAUUCCAAAAGAACACCAUCGUUGGAUAUUAGGUAAACAAGGACAGAAGCUAAAGGAACUUGAGAAAGUAACAGCGACUAAGAUCAGUGUGCCAGGUAUCGCUGACAACAGUGAAACAAUAACUAUAACUGGCACUAAGGAAGGGAUCGAAAAAGCUGAACAUGAAAUCAGGGUCUGUUCAGAAGAACAGUCACGUAAAGCUCUGGAGCGUAUUACGGUGCCAAAAAUCUAUCACCCGUUCAUUCAAGGACCAUACGGCGAACGUGCGGCAGCUAUGAGUGCGGAGACUGGCGCUCGCAUACAUAUACCACCUGCGUCGACGCAAAGUGACGAAAUUGUUAUAGCCGGUGAAAAAAAUGGAGUAUUGGCCGCUAAAGCACAAAUUGAACAAAUUUAUGAUGAUAUGGUUAAAAAAUGUUCGACAGUACGGGUAGAGGUGCCCAAGUCUCAACAUAAAUACGUAAUUGGCGCUCGUGGAACUACUAUACAGGAGAUAUUAAAGGAAACUGGUGUAUCAGUUGAAAUGCCACCUCCUGAUUCGCCUACUGGAACUAUCACUCUUCAUGGACCCCACAACAAAAUUGGCCUUGCUUUAUCAAAAGUAUGUGAAAAAGCAAAUUCUGUGAAAACCGCAACUGUAGAUGCACCAACAUGGAUUCAUAAAUACAUUAUUGGAAAGAAUGGAUCGAACAUUAAAAAAAUCACUCAGGACUUUUCUAAGGUGCAUGUUGACAUUACCCACUCUGAAGACAAAGUUAAAAUAGAUGGCCCACCAGAAGAAGUGGAACGUGCACAAGUGGAACUUAAUGACUUUGUUAAAAAUUUACUCGAUACUCUGACUUAUGUUGAACUCUCGGUCGACCCAAAAUUUUUCAAACAUAUUAUAGGCAAAAGUGGAUCUAACAUUAACAGACUGAAGGAUGAGACUGGUGUAGUUAUUAAUAUUAUUGAAAAUGAAGGCAAUCAUGUAAUUCGUAUUGAAGGAAGCCAUCAAGGUGUGGCUGAUGCUGAAAAAGAGUUAAGAGAAAUGGUUAUGAAAUUGGAAAAUGAGAGAACAAAAGAGGUUUAUGUUGACCAUAGAUAUAUUAAAUCUCUUAUUGGGGUUAGAGGAGAUAAGAUUAAAGAAAUACGGGAAAAAUUCGACCGCGUGUUGAUUACUCUCCCUGAUCAGGGUCAAAAAAAGAGUCCUAUUAAAUUAAGAGGUCCACAAGAAGACAUUGAAAAAUGUGAAAAACAUCUUCAUAAAAUCCUAAAAGAAAUUGCUGAAUCUUCAUAUGUUCAGGAAGUUCCAAUUUUCAAACAAUUCCAUAAGUUUAUUAUUGGAAAAGGUGGAGCAAAUUUAAGGAAGAUUAGAGAUGAGACACAGACUCAAAUCGAUCUACCUGCUGAAGGAGAGGAUAGUGAUGUCAUCACUGUUCGUGGAAAACGUGAGAAUGUAGAAGAAGCAGUUAAAAGGAUACAACAAAUUCAUAAUGAGAAGGCAAACAUUGUAACGGAAGAAGUAACCAUACCUCCUAAAUAUUACAAUUCCCUUAUUGGAGCAGGAGGCAAAUUAAUCCAUUCCAUAAUGGAGGAAUGUGGAGGAGUCCUCAUCAAAUUUCCUCCUGCAGAUAGCGAGAGUGACAAAGUUAUUAUCAAAGGUCCAAUUGAAGACGUAGAAAAAGCAAAGCAACAACUGUUGGCGCAUGCGUCAGAGCGUGAACUAACGUCUCAUACUGCACAUGUGCGUGCUAAACCUGAACACCAUAAGUUCCUUAUUGGAAAGAAUGGUGCCAAUAUUAAAAAGAUCCGUGAACAGACGGGAGCCCGUAUUAUUUUCCCAACUGAGAAAGAUGAAGAUAAGGAAGCCAUUUUCAUAAUUGGGCGAGAGGAGCAGGUGGCGGCGGCGCGAAAGCAGCUAGAGGCCGCGGUGGCGGAGAUCAGCAAUGUGUCUGAGGGCGAGAUGACAGUAGCAGCGCGUCAUCACCGACACUUCGUGGCUAGACGUGGGGAAGUGCUGCGUCGCAUCGCGGAUGAUUGCGGCGGCGUGCAGAUCUCCUUCCCGCGCCAAGGUGUCAACAGCGACCGCGUCGUGCUCAAGGGACCAAAGGACUGCAUCGAAGCAGCUAAAGCUCGUAUCAACGAAAUCAUUGAAGAUUUGGAAGCUAAGGUGACAAUUGAGUGUGUAAUUUCUCAAAGACAUCAUCGUACAGUUAUGGGAGCGCGUGGCGCUAAAGUGAAAGAUAUUACAGCUGAAUAUGAUGUGCAAAUUAAGUUCCCGGAGCGCGAUACAGCCGAAGCCGCUGAUGUGCCAUUGAAAAAUGGCGAGGAGAAUGCUGAGCCUGGUGCUAAUGAUAUCAUAAGAAUUACUGGCCGGCCAGAAAACUGCGAAGCUGCAAAGAAAGCAUUGCUUGAGCAGGUGCCUAUUACGAUUGACGUAGAAGUUCCUUAUGAGCUGCACCGAUUACUAGCAGGCCAAAAACGAAGAGAACUGAUGCAGACUUAUGAUGUUCAUAUUUUAUUACCACCAAGUGAAGAGAACAGCGACCUCGUGAAGGUAACAGGUACUCCUACUAAUGUAGAAAAGGCUAAGCAAGCACUAGCUGAUAAGAUUGUAGAGAUGGAAAAGGAGAAAGAAGACAGAAUUUUGAGAUCAUUUGAACUGAAGUUCAAAGUGGAUCCAGAAUAUCACCCUCUAGUGAUCGGUAAAGGUGGGUCCGUCAUAACGAAGAUUCGUACUGACUAUGGAGUGCAAAUAAAUCUACCGAAACGCGGUGAACCUGAUGACGAUACUAUUACUAUUCAAGGAUAUGAAGACAAGGCUAUACAGGCAAAGGAAGCUAUAAUGGCUAUUGUUCACCAACUUGAUAACCAGUUCAGAGAAGAGGUAGAUAUCGAUCCACGUGUUCACCGGAGGCUUAUAGGUUUGAGAGGCAAGAAUAUUAGACGUAUAAUGGAGGAUUAUAGGGUUGAUAUUCGAUUCCCAAAAAAUACUGAGGACAGUACAGUUAUUAUAACCGGUGAUGAAGAUAAUGUUCUUGAUGCAAAAGAUCACCUCCUCAAUUUGGCUGAAGAAUAUCUACAAGAUGUGGUAGACCGUUACCAACGGCCGGCGGCCCCGUCACUAGGCGACUUCGGCGAUAUGCUGGGGUCUGAGGGCGGCGGCGCGGCGCAAGCGUCCGGAGGCACUGGUGGCACUGGAGGCGCGGGCGGCGCGGCGACCGGGUUCGUGGUUACAGGCGGUCCAUGGGAACAACGAGCGCCGGACACGGCGUCCACUCACGAGUUCCCGACCAUGCCAGGCACAGGCCGCGCGGCCGCUGCGCCGCAGCCAUCGCCAGCCGCUUGGGGUCCACGCCGCUAAACGCUCUGGUUAUCUCCUCCGAGGCCUUCGCAUUGUACUGCGUCGCCCCGUGUGAUUAUAUUAUGCAAACAUAAUAAUGGUAUAUAGGUACAUAAUAUAUACAUAUACUUUUAAUAAGUCGCGCGUAGUGUAGAAGUGAAUUAUCGAUCGAUAAAUUAUCCAUUCGUAUCGGUUGCGAUUGAUCGGCCUAUUGUUUCUAUGCAAUUCUCGUUAUGUGAUUUCAGUUUUAUAUUUGUUUUCAAUUUUUACUAUUAUUAUUCUGGUAAUAUAUUCUUCUGAACAUGCACUAGAUUCUGUAACAGAUUCAGAAGUUAUUUUUAAUUAUAUAUUUUAGACAUUUCCAUUUGGUAUGGUAAAUAGAUUGUUCUGUGAAUUCCACAUACAAAUGAAGAUAGAUGAAGCAAGUACCUCAAUUGGGCUCUAAUUAAUAUGAAAACAAUGUCAAUAUUAAACCACUUGAUAAAAAUUGAUAAAAAAAUACUAUUUAUUGAUUACAAACUUUGUUUUUUUAAAUACCAUUGUAAUACUAUUACAAAUCUCUUUUUUUUAAUACCAUUGUAAUACUGUUUUUGUCUCUAAAACUUUUUCAAUAUGAGUUUUAUAUACAAAUUGAAACUUAAUUAGAAAUUCCUAAGCUCUAUUGCAUAUCAUUUUGGGGCAAAAGUUGACAUAUGAAGUAAAUUAAUUUGUGGCUUUUUAGAAUUAAAAAGACAAUUACACAAUAAAAGAUUAACAACAUGACAAUGUUAUUGUUUAUUGUGUAUUGGUUGGAGUAAUAUGCCGAUUAUUAAUGUUAUAAAUGGGUCGAUAAAAAUGCGCCAUAGUCUAAAAAUAUAAAGUAACAAUAAUAUUGUUCAAUAAGGUGCCAGCAAAUUUGCUUAAAAUCAUGAAUAUAUGCCAUUUUACUAGCAUGUUGGUACUCUCAAUUCUCAAUUUUAUGUAUGCAUAUUAAAAUUUGUGCGUUAUAGCAAGUGCAUAAUUAUGUUUCUUUGUACUUAUUGAAUAAAUUUAUAAUGAAUUGUCUAUUUACAUAUUUUUCAUAAUUAUUUUUUCUGUACUAUGUUUUAAGUGUUGCCUAUGAUAAUAAAUCGAUAAAUGAUAAGAAAAAUAAAUAUUUUUACAAUUUGUACAUAGUAAACUGUGUUUGAAAUAUUAAUAAAAUCUUUUACAUGACUAA